Messenger RNA from Anisakis simplex (herring worm), 360 nucleotides. Lineage: Eukaryota; Metazoa; Nematoda; Chromadorea; Rhabditida; Anisakidae. The record is from the annotation of a GenBank genome assembly.
AUGACACGAUCGGCUGUUUAUGUUGUGCAGAAUCAACCAAUUGGAAAACCGCGUAAAUCGACAUAUCAGGAUUUUAAUAAUGGAUUUAGUGAAAUGCAGUAUAGUAUACCGGCCAGUAAAAUUCCAUGGAAGGCUCUCUUACUCGCUGGUGUUCUUUUCGUGAUUGGCCUUAUUCUCAUACUGUCAAGCCUUCUUAUGUUCAGUGGCAUUGUGGAAACAUCGCAUCGUGAUCGUAUUUUGCCAAUACUUGUGCUUGGAGUGAUUAUGUUCAUACCGGGUGCAUAUCAUGUACGUAUUGCAUAUCAUGCCUUCAAAGGUGACAGAGGUUUUUCAUUCGAUGACAUUCCAGAUUUUGACUGA